AGAAGUCAUGGAUGGAGAGAGAUGCUGUUGCCUGGUAACAGCAGCCUCAUAGACCCCCAUUGAAAACAACAGUGGGAUUAUGUGAUGGAGUGAGGGGACACCGAGGGAUGGCGGAAUAAGCUGCUUCCACCGAGGGAUUCUGGACAACAGAGAUCCAAAGGAGCCGUCGAAUCAAGAGGAAAAGAUACUCGGAAGGAUUUCAGAUCAGCAGAUGAAUUCCCGUUGAAGGAUUUCUGUGUCGGUGGCCGUCGGGGCUGAGAGGAGGGUCAUCGGCUUGGUCUUCACGGCCAAUCUUCACCCCGACAAAGGUGGCCAGAGGCUGGGGAGAGGAGGGGGAGUGGGAACAGAGGUGCUCCCUGUCCUCAGACACCUGCUGCUGCCGGAGAGGACACUGUACCACUGUGUCCCUGCAUGGGAAUUAAUGCAGGACGGAGAUUUAGAAAAGGGAGCAAAAAGCAUGUUUUUCUGUUGAUGUGGAGGAUCAGGACUUUCUCCCUGCAAAUCUGUGCAUCUACAGAGAGAUUCUGAGGGGAUCUCGCACCGCUCAUGCCCCGGCUCUGCUCUCAGAGGGAUGGGCACCACAGAGGCGACUCUACGGAUGGAGAACAUGGAAGUAAAAGACGAGUGGCAGGAUGAAGACUUCCCCAGACCGCUGCCAGAGGACGGAGACAUGGAUCCUUCCUGUGGCCUCACAGACGACAGAACCUCUCCUCCUGCCUCCCUGAACAUCAGUCCGUCUGGAGGCGUCUCCUCGUCCCACCGGAAGCGCCGGACGCUGGUGGCCCCGGAGAUGAACCUGUCUCUGGACCAGAGCGAAGGUUCUCUGCUGUCUGACGACUUCCUGGACACUCCGGACGACCUGGACAUCAACGUGGACGACAUGGACACUCCGGACGAGACCGACUCGCUGGAGUUCAUCACCAACGGCAACGACCUGGAGUGGGAAGACGACACUCCAGUGGCGUCGGCCAAAGCCAACCCUGCAGACGGUUCAGGUGAAGCCGGAGAGGACGGAAACGGAAACAACGGACGUCUGUGGAGGAGCGUGAUCAUCGGGGAGCAGGAGCAUCGCAUCGACAUGCAGGUCAUCAGACCCUACCAGAGGGUCAUCACACACGGAGGUUACUAUGGAGAAGGACUGAACGCCAUCAUCGUGUUUUCUGCCUGCUACCUUCCUGACAGCAGCUGUCAGGAUUAUCACUACAUCAUGGAGAACCUCUUCCUCUACGUGGUGAGCAGUCUGGAGAUGCUGGUGGCUGAAGAUUACCUGAUCAUCUACAUGAACGGAGCCACUCCCAGGAACAAGAUGCCUGGAAUCAGCUGGCUGAAGAAGUGCUACCAGAUGAUCGACAGAAGACUGAGGAAGAACCUGAAGUCUCUGGUCAUCGCUCAUCCUACGUGGUUCAUCCGCACCGUGCUGGCCAUAUCCAGGCCUUUUAUCAGUGUGAAGUUCAUGAAUAAGAUCCAGUACGUCCACAGCCUGGAUGAAUUGGCUGAACUGGUUCCCAUGGAGCACGUACACGUCCCUGAGAGUGUGGUGCAGUUUGAUGAGGAGAGGAUUAAAGCCCGCAGGGAAAGGAUGGAGCAGGAGCAGCAGUCGGUCCCACAGGAACCAAUUAAAAAGUCUGAGAGGCCCAAAUCAAUGAUGGUAGAUCAAGAAUCAUGAGAUGGGUGGAGCUCUGAAGGAUGAAGCAGAAAGCAUGAAAACUCUAAUUUAAAUCACUGAGAAGCCAAAAGUCCAGUGAGUUUUACACAUUUGUUGUUUUUAUCCAGCUGAAGGUUUGUCUGUUUCUGAUCAGAACGCUGAUGAGGGCUUCAUAUCCAACUGUAAAAUGUACAAAGGGGUUAGUGCUGUGAGAAGAACUGUGUUUUUUUUUACUUCAAACCUGUUGCUGAGUUCAUUCAGUCCUAAACCUGCUGUGUGACGGAGCCUUUUCCAGUGUAGCUCACAUUAAAAUGCUGGAUUUUAUGAGCAGCUUCUUCAGUUUUUGUCAUUUAAAAAUUGAAGUGAAUUGAUCAGAUUGAUUUGUCAUUAGUUGUUUUCAUUUGGAGAUGCCACCUAUUCACCUGUGAUGUUAUAAAAAGGCUCUCCAGGGCUUCAGAUGCCUUCAUGUUUAUUUUUUUUACCUCAUACCUGCUGUACAUUAAGGCCUUCUCAAACAUCUGGAUGCUUUGUUCUCUCAGUUUCCUUCCAUGUGUGCUGUGCUUUGUGUUAAAACGUGCCUCGAUAAUGUAAAAAAAAAGCAGAAACAUGAUCAAUAUUUACCUUCUGAAACACCCAGAAGAGAAAAUCUAUAUGUUGCAAGACAGGGGUGUCAAACUGGUCGUAGUUCAGCCCAGUUUCAUCUCAAAUGACCAGAAAAAUCACAAGAUAAUGACCUGGAAAUAACCACAACUCCUAAUGGUUCUCUUUGUUUUAGUGCAAAAAAAAUACGUUCUGAAAAUGUUCUCAUUUAAGGAAUUAUCUUUUUACGAGACGUCAUGAACAAACUGAAAUUUCUGAAACCUGAAACAAAAAGACAAUUACAUGAAACAAACGACAAAAGACAGACAAAAACCAACAAAAACAGGACAAAAUAUGACAAAAAUGAUGCAAAAAAUGACAAAAUGAAAAACAAAAUGAGACAAACGACAAAAGACAGACAAAAAAACAACAAAAACAGGACAAAAUAUGACAAAAAUGAUGCAAAAAAUGACAAAAUGAAAAACAAAAUGAGACAAACGACAAAAGACAGACAAAAACCAACAAAAACAGGACAAAAUAUGACAAAGAUGAUGCGAAACAUGACAAAAUGAGACAAACGACAUGAAACAAAACAAGAAAGAGACAAAAUAUGUGAUACAAGAAAGACAAAAAAACAACAAAAACAGACAAAAUGUUACAAAAAUGAUGCAAAAAAUGACAAAAUGAGAAACAAAAUGAGACAAACGACAAAGGACAGACAAAAAACAACAAAAACAGGACAAAAUACGACAAAAAUAAUGCAAAACAUGACAAAAUGAGAAACAAAAUGAGACAAAUGACACGAAACAAAACAAGAAAGAGACAAAAUAUGUGAUACAAGAAAGACAAAAAACAACAAAUAAAGACAAAAUGUUACAAAAAUGAGACACAAAAGAAGAAUGAGCAACCUAGUAUUUUACUUUCUGAUCAAAAUAACUUGUCAUGGUCUAAAAAUGAUUUUAAAUUUAUAGUUUUACUAAUUUAUAAUCCGCAGUUAAUGUCUUCUCUGUAAUUUUUACUUAUUGAGGGCCGGAUUGGACCCUCUGGAGGACCACUUUUGGACCACGGGCCUCAUGUUGGACACCCCUGAUGUAAAAUAUCUGUAAAUGAGCAACUGUUGUUUAUUCUGUGGCCAACUCUAAUGCAUCUGCUUGAAUUGAAAUCGUAUUUUGUCUACAUAUUACAGCUCAUGUAUGAGAUAAAUGUAAUUCUAACCAACUAUAGGCAAAAACAUGCGAUCAUUUUGUAUAAAAUCUGCAUCAAAGUGUCAAUAAUGAGGAUAAAUACACAAAUAUCAUAGGUAUGUUUGCUUAUUGCGCUUUUAAAUUGCACAUUUCUGCUAUUCUUAUAGAAUUUUUUAUAUGGGAGCAGCUCAUACUGAGAAAAUGUGACAAUAUUAAGAAUCACAGCUGAGAUUUCAGAUAAAUAAAUGUGGAUUCAGACCGUGAUUUUGCUCAUUUUAGCAAAUCUUUGCCUUUGUUUAAAAUGUGAAACUUUGUCAGCACAUUCUCAUGUUUAAGAGAAGUUUCUCAGACGCGUUAAUUCAGUAAUUUUAUGGCGUUAAAUUGAUUUUUUUUUCACGUCUUCCAUCUGUUUACUGUAGCAGGAGGCCAGAGGAGGAAGAUUUUUUUUAUUUUUGUAAAACAAAAUGAUACUGUUGAUGUUGUUUUUGCGCUGUUGGGUUGAGUUAUAACCAGUGUUGGAGGACAAAUGCAGCUUUAUUUAUAAUAUAUAUAUGCAUGUAAUGCAGUAAUCUAACAUAUUAACACAUUAACCCUCCUGUUGUCCUCAUUUACAGGCAACAAAAAUAUUGUUUCAUUAUCUGCAAAAAAAAUCAGCAAAAAAAUUCCCUAAAUUUCUAAAAAUUUGCAAAACCUUCAGGAAGAAAAUUCCAAUAAUUCCUUAAAAGUUUCCCUUAAAAGUUUGAUUUUAAAAAAAUACUCAAAUUUGGCAAGAAAAUUCUUGUAAAUAUUUUCAAAAAAUGAGUAAAAAUCUUCCAAAAAAUCCUAACAAUAUCUAAAGUGAUUACAUAUGUAUAUCAGUAAAACUUGUAAUAUUUUCUUUAAGAAUAUUCAUAAAAAUCAACCAAAAUCCAGUGAAUUUCACUGGAUUUUGGUUGAUUUUUAUGUGAAUGUUCUUAAGAAACAUAUUUUACAUUUCUUUUAUUCACCAAAAAAUGUUCAAAGAUUUCAUGAAAAUGUAGAAAAUGUGGACAUCAGAAGAUUCACUGUGAAAAUAUUUUUUUCCACAUUUUCAAACUUUUAAACGGGUUAAUUUUGACUCUCAGAACGACACGAGGGUUCACGACAUGAUGAGAAAUAAAACUAAAAAUUUAAUGUUUUUAUCUUUUCUAUUUUCUGUUCAAACAGACUCAAAUUUUAAUGAGCAGCAACAACAACAAAAACAGUUUAAAAUGUAAAAAUGCACAAUUUUUCAAAAAGAACCUGAAAAAAAUAUUUGAUUUAUCAAAAGUUCACAAAUACCUUUACAUAUAUUAAUAUUUUAUGGUGUAAAAAUUUCAGCCCCAAACUAGAAAAAUAUAGUAACAAAUUACUUUCUACAGGAAGUAAAUAAGUAAUGCAUUACAUUAAAAAAUUUAAUAAACACGUGUGUAAUAUUUUAUUGUGUAACCUCAACACUGGUUGUAACUGAACCUCUGAAUAGUUUCUGACGUUUUAGUUUCAUGUUCAGGAGCUGAUUUUAUGUUAUUAAAGUGACUUGAAUCAUUAAUUUCAGCAGCUGUUAGUAGCAUUUAAACAUGUUUAUACCACAAAUAUCUCAUGAAAUGCCUGUUUCUGAAGUGCCAUCUGUUCUGUUGCCUUUCUGGAGCAAGAAUGUGUGAGUAAAGGCUAAAAAUGUCUUUUUGUUCUGUCCUGUAAGGCCUUUUUUGACACUAAUAAACCAAAUCUGACUAGAAACAGCUCAUUUUUCUCAUCGUUAACGGAGCAGAGUGCUUCAUUCUGUGAGGAAAAGCUUCUCUGUUUGCUGAACUGAGUGCCUGCUGCUCAACCAAAUGUUCAAAUGGAUCCACAGAAAGUGAAGGAAUGUCUGUUUUCAUGUCAUUAUUAACGUUUGCAUUGAAACGGCUGACAUGAAUCAAAAUGUUCCACAUGUUCAACUAUAAAAGCACAAAAUCUGUUAUUAUAAAUCACUUGCUGCCAUUUGUCUGCUGUAAAAUGUUUGCUCUGAUCUAAACAGUUAAACCGAUAAUCAUCCAUGAUUGUCUCUGCCUGUAAAUACGACUGAAUAAAUGGUUCCUCCCAAAACA
Acanthochromis polyacanthus (spiny chromis) is the source of this 5492-nucleotide messenger RNA. It is a transcript of the gene atcaya, whose product is annotated as ATCAY kinesin light chain interacting caytaxin a. Gene Ontology annotation, biological process: apoptotic process. Gene Ontology annotation, cellular component: cytoplasm. The record is from RefSeq and is a predicted model, not a curated record. The coding region runs from base 572 to 1666 and encodes 364 amino acids. Lineage: Eukaryota; Metazoa; Chordata; Actinopteri; Pomacentridae. The transcript has 13 exons.